AUGGCUUUCUACGGAAGUUCAUCGACGUAUCACAAGGACGCUAACGAAACUACAGAAUGGGAGGAUAUUCUUGCUGAGAGAGGAAUAGUUCCUCGAAAAAAGGAUAUCGAAAAUGCCUUAGAUGAAGUUCUUGAAGAGCGUAAGGAAAAAGUGAAUCCAUAUGAGGGACGUGAUCUGAACGAGCUGGAAGAUGAUUUAGAUGAGGAGUUGUUGAGUGACGAAGAUUUGGUCGCUCUGAAUGAAUAUAGACAAAAGAGAAUCGCCGAGCUACAGCGUGCCGCAGUGAAGAACAAAUUUGGUUAUCUAAUUCAACUUUCCCGAAGUGAAUAUGUUCGCCAGGUGACGGAAGCGAGUCAGGAGUAUCCCGUGGUUGUAUUCCUGUAUAAGGAAAAAUAUCCUACUGUGCUUGUACUUGUACUUGUACUUGUACUUGUGCUUGUGAUUUUCUUAACAGCACUAUUGUAG
Blastocystis hominis is the source of this 465-nucleotide messenger RNA. RefSeq lists its product as hypothetical. The coding region runs from base 1 to 465 and encodes 154 amino acids. The transcript has 4 exons. Gene Ontology annotation, cellular component: cytoplasm. The record is from RefSeq and is a predicted model, not a curated record. Gene Ontology annotation, biological process: protein folding. NCBI's taxonomy places the organism in Eukaryota, Bigyra, Opalinata, Blastocystidae.